Messenger RNA from Olea europaea var. sylvestris, 2211 nucleotides. RefSeq names its product mitochondrial import inner membrane translocase subunit TIM50-like. Bases 1191 to 1883 code for a protein of 230 amino acids. The record is from RefSeq and is a predicted model, not a curated record. Gene Ontology annotation, molecular function: phosphoprotein phosphatase activity. The transcript is spliced from 10 exons. NCBI's taxonomy places the organism in Eukaryota, Viridiplantae, Streptophyta, Magnoliopsida, Lamiales, Oleaceae.
GGAGGUGGCUUUAUCUAGUGAUCGAGGCAUCUCUUCCUAGGUUUAAAUCAUAGGAUGACGAGCAUUUAAUUGCGGUAAUUUAUGUUUUCUGAAAAGUAGACUUAGGACUUGACCUUUAGACGUAUGUUGUGAAGACUUCACAUCAAUCAAUUAUAAGAUAUGUCCAAAAGAUUUCCUUGAAAGAAGCGGCAUUGAAAGAUGCUCUCUAUCAGUUAAGAGGCUAGUCGCUUUGGACAUCUUCAUAGCAGACGUGGCACCUUAACUUUGACCUCAAAAGGUUGGCCCCCAAGGCACAUUAGAUGAAGUGAUUAAUCACCUCGGCAUGUUCCCACCUCAACCAAUGAUGGGGAGUGUGGGCCUGGUUGAAGAGGCUUAACAACUGUAAUUAGCAUCAUUAAUCAGAAGUGUGUCUCAUCUGACGUCUAUGCAUACGAAUGAUUGUUGCAGUAUUACAUUUUGUAGAAUGGUGUUUUAAAGAGGACAUUUCUUUUUGAGUGGAAAGACUACUUGUUUCGUGAGCCCUCUCAUUGACAAUUAGUGCUCUAUUCUAUAUGAGAUGCAAAUUUUCGAUUGUGGGUGUUCCUUCAGCUUAUAAAAUACGGCAAAAAUUCUUAAUUCAAGUUUGUGCAUGUGGCAUUAUCCUUUCGUCUUCCAUUUGAGUACCUAUUUUUCGCUUCAAUCCAACUGCAUGUGGUGGUAUAUAGAAAUGAUCUUCUAAGCACUGGUGACAUAGUACAUCAUUAAUUGGUGAAUAAGUUAAUGAUACGUCUCAUGAAUUUAAUGAUUCACUAAUUAAUUGUUCUGUCAUGUCACUGGUGUUUAAUAUAAGCUAGGCACCGGUGCUUAAAAAAUCAUUAUUCUGUGUGUGCACGCAUGUCGCUGUGUAUUUCAUUUUCUUUUUAUAUUUGUGUGCUACCAUAUUUUCCUUUUUCUUUUUAUAUUCGUGUGCUAUCAUAAGUAAGUGUGCCGUGUUCUGAAAUUGUCUAAAAUGAUUUUUAAGUUAUUUGCCUGCUAUUGUUAACUCAACUUUCCAGUAAAAAGUUGAAAAAUGUGACAUUCCCUUAUUUGCAGCAUACUCGUUGGAUGAAAUUGAUCAUAAGACAAAGGCCUUCCGAGCAUCUGCAAAUCACCCCAUUGGAAAUGCCUCGUCUUCUUUUGAUAAAUUUCAAGCUUAUUUAAGCUCUGCUGCAAUGGCAGUUCCUGCUAAGUUGGUUGACCUUUACAUUGACUUGAGAAGGUUAACUGAAGAACAUGUUCGAGGUUUUACAGAACCAAAUUCAGACAAGCUUCUGCCUGAUAUGCACCCCUUGGAGCAGAAUGUUUUCACCAUUGUUCUAGAUUUAAAUGAGACAUUGAUAUAUUCUGAUUGGAAGCGAGAGCGAGGAUGGAGAACAUUUAAAAGACCAGGUGUAGAUGCCUUUCUGGAGCAUUUAGCUCAGUUUUAUGAAAUCAUAGUUUUUUCUGACCAACAGAUUAUGGAAGUUGAUCAGGUGGUUAACAGAUUGGAUCCAAAGAACUUUAUCCGGUAUAGACUUUCACGUGUAGCAACAAGAUAUGUUCAUGGCAAACACUUUAGGGACCUCUCGAUGCUGAAUAGAGAUCCCAAAAAGGUUCUUUAUAUUAGUGCUCAUGCUCUAGAAGGUACCCUUCAAUCAGAAAACUGCGUUUCAAUAAAACCGUGGCAAGGCGAAGUAGAAGACACUGCACUUUUAGAUCUUAUUCCCUUCCUUGAAUAUAUUGCUAAACACAGACCAGCUGAUGUUCGAACUGUUUUAGCUUCUUAUCAAGGACUCGAUAUUUCAAAAGAGUUCAUAGAACGAUCCAAAGAGCAUCGAAGGCGAAUGCAAGAUCAAAAGCAGCGUGGUCUUUUGUGGCGACAAUAAGAAUUGCAUGGAAUCAGAUGAACAGAAAUUUUGGAAAAUUGGCAAUAGAAACUUCUGAUACUGCUUGAAGCAUGUCUAAUAGGAGGGACCCAGGCAUUUGUGUAACGAAAUGGACACUUCAUAAGGUUUGUAGGGGAAGAAGAGAGAAUCUUCGUGAGUGGGAUGGCUUUCACCAGUCGGAGUCACACAUUUUGUAUAGUGAGACCACAUAAAUAUACCUCUUCUUUAUUCAUUUAAGAUUAUUCCAUGAGAUAAGUUCUUCAUUCGUUUUGCUCGACUCAUUGUAAAGAUUCUAAUUUGAACGAAUCGGAAAAGAAUGUUAUCUAGA